Aedes aegypti (yellow fever mosquito) is the source of this 13326-nucleotide messenger RNA. It is a transcript of the gene LanA, whose product is annotated as laminin subunit alpha. The transcript is spliced from 11 exons. The record is from RefSeq and is a predicted model, not a curated record. NCBI's taxonomy places the organism in Eukaryota, Metazoa, Arthropoda, Insecta, Diptera, Culicidae. Gene Ontology annotation, cellular component: basement membrane. Gene Ontology annotation, biological process: cell adhesion; axon guidance. The coding region runs from base 258 to 11363 and encodes 3701 amino acids.
AGAGAUCUUCAGUUGCGCGCUGACGACCGAACCGAACGGACGUGAAAAAAUAAGGAAGAAAUAGUGAGUGGUGGUGCCAACAGUGCUAAGACUGACUGAAGAAGAUUAUUCAAAUGAGGAACCGCCUAUCUGGCUGAAAGGAGUGAAACAUAUUAAACACAUUGAGUGCGGUUUGGUGAUAAUUAAAGCGAAGAGGCCCAUCCAGGGGAGACCACCCCAAAAAGCCCCCAUCGAUCGCUUCUUCGCGAGAUCGCACGAUGGGUGGUAGUGGAGUUCGCCUAACGGCGAUUGCACUUCUACUAUCGGCAACGAUAGCAACAGUGCACUCGGAACUCACGCCACCGUACUUCAACCUUGCCGAGGGUCGUAAGAUCACCGCAUCGGCCACUUGCGGUGUGGACACGGAUGGUCCCGAACUUUACUGUAAACUGGUCGGAGCCAACACCGAAAACGAGCAACAGAACCAAUUCCAGUACCAGGUCAUUCAAGGACAGGUUUGUGACUUUUGUGACCCCAGCAUCCCGGACAAGAGCCACCCGGCCGAGUACGCCACCGAUGGAACGGAAAACUGGUGGCAAAGUCCGCCGCUAUCGCGAGGCAUGAAGUACAACGAGGUCAAUUUGACCAUCGACUUUGGACAGGAAUUCCAUGUGGCGUAUCUGUUCAUCCGUAUGGGCAACUCGCCCCGUCCCGGACUGUGGACCCUGGAAAAAUCGAUCGAUUAUGGCAAAACGUGGCUACCGUGGCAGCACUUUUCCGAUUCGCCCGCCGAUUGCGAAACCUAUUUUGGGCGCGACAGCUUACGACCGAUCAUGAACGACGAUGAUGUGAUCUGCACAACCGAAUACUCGAAGAUUGUCCCGCUGGAGAAUGGUGAGAUCCCUGUGAUGUUGCUGAACAACCGUCCUUCGGCCAACAACUACUUCAAUUCGACUGCACUUCAAGAAUGGACUCGCGCAACCAACGUACGAAUCCGGCUGUUGCGUACGAAGAAUCUUUUGGGACAUUUGAUGUCAGUUGCACGGCAAGAUCCUACCGUUACCAGAAGAUACUUCUACUCGAUCAAGGAUAUUUCGAUCGGAGGUCGUUGCAUGUGUAACGGACACGCCAAUACCUGUAAUGUCCAUAAGGACCAUCGCUUGACAACUCGAAUCUUGGCUUGUCAGUGCCAACACAACACGUGUGGUAUUCAGUGCGCUGAAUGUUGCCCAGGAUUCGAGCAGAAGAAGUGGCGUCAGAACACGAACGCCCGUCCCUUCCAAUGUGAACCCUGUAAUUGUCACGGCCAUUCUAACGAAUGUAUUUAUUCGGAAGAAAUUGAUGAGAAGCAACUUUCGUUGGAUAUUCACGGGAACUAUGAAGGUGGUGGCGUUUGUCAGAACUGUCAGCACAAUACUGAAGGCAUCAAUUGUAACAAGUGCAAGAAUACGUUCUACCGCCCAUAUGGGAAGCGCUGGGAUGAAGUGGACGUUUGUCAACCCUGUAAUUGCGAUCAUUUCUAUUCUACUGGUAACUGUGAGGAAGAAACGGGUCGUUGUGAAUGCCGUCCAGAGUUCAAUCCUCCAAAUUGUGAUUCAUGUUCGUACGGACACUUUGGAUACCCGAACUGUCGUCCAUGCGAGUGCAAUCUGAAUGGAACCAUUGGUUACCACUGCGAAGCCAUCAAUGGAGAAUGUCCCUGCAAACCGAAUUUUGGAGGUGCUCAUUGCAAACAAUGUGCCAAUGGAUAUUACGACUUCCCGGAAUGUGAACCUUGUGGGUGUAAUGAAAUCGGUUCGGUUAGCGAUGUUUGCGACUUUGGAUCGGGACAGUGCCAGUGUAAGCCGAAUUUCGCUGGUCAACAUUGCGAAAAAUGCAAGAAUGGAUUCUACAACUACCCAUCGUGUACUUAUUGUAAUUGCGACAGUCGUGGAACGCUAGAUGGAGUGUGCGAUAAAGGCAAUGGCCAGUGUCUCUGUCGAGAAGGCUACGGAGGUCCUCGAUGUGACCAGUGUAUCCCCGGCUACUACAAUUACCCGGAUUGUGUUCCCUGUAACUGUUCAGGAGCAGGAAGCGUAUCUACGGUUUGUGAUGUGACUGGAAAAUGUUCAUGUCUUCCGAAUUUCUCAGGAAGACAGUGUACCAUGUGUCUUCCUGGAUACUACCAAUAUCCGGAAUGUUUGCCGUGUAAUUGUGACGUCCAUGGAUCUAUUGGUUUAUCUUGUAACAAUGAAGGACAGUGUCAGUGUGCGUAUAACUUCGAUGGGAAGACCUGCAACCAGUGCAAGGAGAGUUUUUACAAUUUCCCCGCUUGUGAAGAGUGUAAUUGCGAUCCAGCUGGAGUUAUCGCAAAGUUCGCAGGUUGUGGAUCGGUGCCUGCUGGAGAACUAUGUCAGUGCAAGGAAAGGGUUCAUGGUAGAAUUUGCGAUAAAUGUAGACCGUUAUACUGGAAUUUGAAUGCCAGUAAUCCUCAUGGAUGUCAGGAUUGUGAAUGUUUCAUCGAUGGAACAAUCGGAGCCUUGGAUACAUGUGAUACCAAAUCUGGUCAAUGUGCGUGUAAACCCUCAGUAACAGGUCGUCAAUGUUCAGAAUGUAAAGAUGGUACUUUUGAUCUUUUUGGUGCUAGUUUGUUCGGAUGCAAAGACUGUGGUUGUGAUAUUGGAGGAUCAGCCAAUAAUGUCUGUAAUAAGGAAACUGGUCAAUGUAAAUGUCACCCUAGGGUCACCGGUCGUACUUGCACAUAUCCUUUAACAACUCAUUACUUCCCAACUUUGUACCAAUUCCAAUAUGAGUAUGAAGAUGGAUACACACCAUCAGGAGCUCAAGUACGCUAUCAAUUCCAUGAAGAUGUAUUCCCAGAGUUCAGCAAACGAGGCUACGCAGUGUUCUCUGGUUUGCAAAACGAAGUCAUCAAUGAAGUUGCGAUCCAUAAAUCAUCUGUCUACCGUUUGGUCAUUCGAUACAAAAACCCAACGUCAGAGAACGUAAUUGCCCAGAUUCUUAUAACUCCGGAUAAUCCUACAGAACUUGAACAAAAGGCAAAGGUUCUAUUUAAGCCAAACUCGUAUCCUGAGUUUGUUACUGUCUCAGGGGCAAAGGGUGAAAUACCAUCUCCUGUAGUGUUGGACCCCGGGCGGUACACAAUUGGCAUCAAAACUGAAAAGAAUGUCUUCUUGGAUUAUUUUGUACUACUUCCGGCCGCAUACUAUGAAGCUUCGAUUUUGACCAAGAAGAUUGAGAAUCCUUGUGAGUUUACCGAUCUAGAGUUGUGUCGUCAUUUCAAGUAUCCGAAUAUUAUUGAAUUCAAACCACAAGUGGAAGCACACAUCGUAGAAGGAGAUGAUUCGUUCAAACCAGGAGAAUAUUUCAAGGACUACGAGCACUUGGAUAUCAUCAAAGAAGAAAAUCUCCCGCUACUGACGGUCGAUCAGAAUGAGCUUAGCUACGCAUUGGAUGUGCCACGACCUGGUCGCUACGUCUUGGUUGUAGACUAUAUCACCAAUCGAAACUACCCAGAAAUUUCCGUUCUUCAAAUCAAUCAAAUGGGAGACAUUGAACAAGAUGGCACUGCUACAGCAUAUCCUUGUACCUACACAACAGUUUGCCGUCAACCAGUGAUCGAUAAAGAAUCCCGUGAAAAGGUAUUCUACAUUGACCCCAAUAACCGAAAACCAAUAACCGUUUCUAGCCAAGAACCUACUGGAGCGGUUGCCAUCAAAUCCAUUACCGCUAUUCCAUACGAAGAAUGGUCCACCGAUUAUAUCAGCCCUAAUCCAGUUUGCAUUAUGCAGAAGGGAAAAUGUGUAGUCACUACUUAUCGGACUGCUCCAGACUCGAAAAAGAUUGAGUUCGAAUCAGACAAUGAUGAACGCAUUGCUGAGACCAAUCCCAGCGAUCUUUCAGACGAAUCGACUAAACUCAUCUACUUGGAUAAGGAUGAACCGGCUCUUAACAUUAAGGCCAAGGUUUCGCAUCCCGAUCGUUAUGUGGUUAUUGUGAAAUUCUAUCAACCAAACCAUCCUACGUUCAACAUUCAAUAUAGAAUCGAGAACGACCGACAGAACUACGAUGGUAAACUACUACUAAGGCAUUGCCCUGCUAACUCAGGUUGCCGUGAAGUAUUGAAACAAGAUAAUGGAUACAUCUGGUUCGAUUUGGACGAUACGUUUGACUUCACUUUGUUGAGCAGUGUCACGAAGGGAGUUUGGCUUGAUUACAUUCUGUUGGUUCCAGCUGAUCAAUUCCAUGAAGAUCUCCUCCAAGAAGAAACCUUUGAUCAAACCAAGGAAUUCAUCCAAAAAUGUGGCCAAGAUCAUUUCCACAUUCAGCUGAACGCAAGUGAUUUUUGUAAGGAAGCUGUUUUCUCGCUCACAGCAGACUACAAUACCGGUGCCUUGCCGUGUAAUUGCGAUUACUACGGUUCUAAUAGCUUUGAGUGCGAACAGUUCGGAGGUCAAUGUGAUUGUAAGCCUUUCAUCAUUGGGCGUCAGUGUGAAGCUUGCAAGACUGGCUACUAUGGAUUCCCUGAUUGUAAGCCUUGCGAUUGUCCAUCGACGGCUCUUUGCCAGAAGGAUACCGGAGAGUGCAUAUGUCCAGAUCGUGUAACUGGUGAAAAGUGUGACCAAUGUAUGCCUUAUACUUUCGGGUAUGAUCAAAUCAUUGGCUGCGAGGAGUGCAAUUGUCAUCCAUUGGGUGUUGCAAACAACAAUCUUCAGUGCGAUUUGGAGAGUGGCGUGUGCGAUUGUAAGUCGAACGUGGUUGGACGAUCUUGUGACCAUUGCCAGUUUGGAUUCUUCAAUUUCCCGUAUUGUGAACCUUGUAAGUGUGAUAUCCGAGGAACUACCUUCGAGAUCUGCGACCAGAAUGAUGAAACUUGCUUCUGCAAGAAAAAUGUUCAAGGUCGGGAGUGUAAUCAGUGUGUGGAUGGAACGUACAAUUUGCAGGCUUCGAAUCCUGAGGGCUGUACAAAGUGUUUCUGCUUCGGACACACUUCAGUUUGCGAAACGGCCUUCCUUCGACCUUUCAACGUUAGUAUGAUGAAGGAUGUAUCACUGAACACCAUUAAAUUAUCAGGUGGAAAGCCACAAAUUUCUCCUUGGAUAGUACAUGGUGAUAUCAUGAUCAACGAAACAUCAGCUGAAGUAGCAUUGAGUGAUGUGGACAACGAAGAAUUACUUUCUGGCCUGGCUUAUUUCGGCAUGUUGGACCAUCUCUUGGAUUUAAACAGUCAUAUCACAGCAUAUGGUGGAUAUUUGACGUACAAAAUCUUCUAUACAAAUGGAUUGUUUGGAUCAUCGUUGAUUGGACCUGACGUUAUUUUGGAAGGUAAAAAUAUGGUUGUGACUCAUCAAAGCAUUGAGCAGCCAGCGUCGAACACUUUGUUCAACGGACGAGUUCAAAUGGUUGAGACGAACUUCCAGACUGCUUCCGGAGGACCUGUGACUCGUGAACAGUUUAUGGUGCUGCUUAGAGAUCUCAAGGCAAUUUACAUUCGUGCUUCCUACUGGGAAAAUGGUUUGUCUACGGUUGUCUCCGAUGUAAGCUUGACCAUGGCUCAUGAUGAUCCUGGAAAUUACAAUAUGUAUGAGGAGUUAUCCGUAGAGCGCUGUUCGUGUCCUCCAGGAUACACCGGAUUAUCAUGUGAAGAUUGUGCUCCAGGCUACUACCGUGAUCCAAAUGGGCCAUAUGGAGGCUACUGUGUACCCUGUCAAUGUAAUGGUCAUGCCGAAACCUGCGAUUGCAACACGGGCAUAUGUAGCGAGUGUCAGCACUACACUACCGGCGAUCACUGUGAGCUGUGCGUUGAAGGAUACUACGGCAAUGCUACCCGUGGUUCUCCAAAUGAUUGCAUGAUAUGCGCCUGCCCCCUGCCGGUUGAUUCCAACAAUUUUGCUACCACUUGUGACGUUUCAGAGGACGGCUAUGAAAUUCAUUGCGAAUGUAAACCUGGUUACACUGGCGAGAAAUGCCAAAGUUGUGCUCCUGGAUUCUUCGGACAGCCUGAAGUGGAAGGUGAAGUGUGCAGACAAUGUGAAUGCUCCGGUAAUAUCAACCCGGAAGAACCCGGAUCUUGCGAUUCUGUGUCAGGUGAAUGUUUACUUUGUCUGAACAACACUUUUGGCCGAGCUUGCAAUUUGUGUGCGCCUGGAUUUUAUGGAGACGCAGUCAAUCUGAAGGAUUGUCAGAGCUGUAUUUGUGACGCUGUAGGAACAGAACAUUGCGAUAAUUUCAUAGGUACCUGUAACUGUUACCCGAAUGUAAUUGGUGAGAAGUGUGAUCGCUGUGAGGAUGAUCACUAUGACUUCGAAUCCGGACGUGGAUGCACGCCAUGUGAUUGUGGAAUUGCUUCCAAUAGCACCCAGUGCGAUGAUCAUACUGGAAAGUGUGCUUGUAAACCUGGUGUUACUGGCCGACAAUGUGACCGAUGCGAACCAGGCUACUGGAAUUAUACUGAAGAUGGGUGUCAACCAUGUUCCUGUAACACGGAUUACUCCAGAGGUUUGGGAUGUAAUGCACUGACUGGACAAUGUGAGUGUUUGUCUGGAGUUGUUGGGGAGAAGUGUGAUUCUUGCCCGUAUCGUUGGGUAUUGAUCCCUGACACAGGCUGCCAGGAGUGCGAUGGAUGUCAUCAUGCUUUGUUGGAUGUGACUGAUGAGCUGAAAGAAAUUAUCGACCCGGUCCUGCAAGACAUUAAAACUGUUGCAGAUGAUUAUUACACAUCUCAGAAAUUGAAAUACUUCGAUGAUCUGGUAGAUGAGAUCGAGCCCGCUGUUCGAAAACUAGACCCACAUGGAGUUAAUCUUAAUCCACCAAGACAAGAAGUAGAAGCAUUAGAGAUGGAUGUAAAGAACCUAGAUCGUCGCAUUCAAUAUUCUGAUGUUAAUGAUCUAUCAUCAAAGAGCGGAGAUUUGUUGAAGGGAUCUUCUGACAUUUUAGAUUCAUGUCGGUUUGUGAACAUCAAUACUCGAAACACAAUCUCCGAAGUUGAGAAAUUGGCUGAAAACUUGGGUAAGUCCGAAACUCACAAACUGGAGCAGGCCCAUGCAGAAGCUCUCAACUAUCUUCAACUGAUCAAACAGUAUUCAGCUACCCCUGGAAGUCUGAACGUUCAACUAGAAAACGCUACUGAAUUACUUGCGAAGGUAGAAGAGUUUGCUCUUCCUGUCCACAGUCAACAGGAAAGGCUUAACAAGCUCAUGCACAGCAUUGGGGAAUUCGAUGUUAAGUUGGAGGAUUUGUACAACUGGAGUCUUAAAAUUGAAGAAGAAAGUCGUGCAACAGCCAAGUUGAACAACAAGAACAAUGGCGCUUUGGAUUCUAAGUUUGAAACUGUUGCCGCUCAGCACAAGGAAGCUAAGGAUAACAUUGAAAAUGCUAAGAAUCUGCUGGAUGAUUCCUCCAAGAUAAGCCUGGAUAUUUUCACAACUCACACCGAGCUGGAUCAUGCCAACUCUGAACUGAAGCAACUCAACAGUAAAGUAGAUCAAGAGUUGCCCGAAAAUGACAGAGAGUAUCAGGAUCUUGUUCCGAAGAUUGAUACUGCCAAGGACUAUGCCGCAAACUUGAAGGAUGAAGCCUCCCGUCUAACAGCUAACUAUUCUAAUGUGACAGCAAACUCUGAAACUGCUUUGAAGGCGGCUACGGCAUACUCCAAGAUCGUUGAUGCAGUUAACGAAGCAAAAGUGAACGCAGAUCAAGCUGACGUUCUGGCACAGAAUGUUACAGAAUUGACAAAGGGAGUUGAUGAACGUGCUGGAGAAUCGGACAGUGACUCACGCGAGUUGCUUAACGAUGCUAUGAAAUCAUUGCUCUCCCUGCAGUCCGAAUUGGAACCACACAUCAACAAGUCUGUUGGAACUGUAGAUCAUAUAAUGACGUCCAAUAAAGACAGCGAUGAUGUAUUGUACUCAAUCAAUCAGUCUCUUGACGGCAUUCCAGAAGAAUCUCACACAAAUAACUGGGAAAAUGCUAGAGAUCAGGCAAUUGAUGCCCAGGAAAAUUCACAAAAUGCUAUCAAAAUCUUGGAUCCAAUCAUAACGGAUCUACCGAAGAGCUCGUACUUGGCUAGACAACUUCCACAGGAAAUCGAUAGAACUAACAAAAGUAUCCAGAUGGCCGCAAGUCAGAUUGACCAGUAUAAGAACAUGAUUCCGAAAGUUUCAAUGAUGGUGGACGAAGUGGAACAGAAACAAGACAUGAUAGAUUCAAUGGUGAGCGACAUUGGCGAUCGUUUGGAAUCACUCAAGAAACAAAUAGCUAGUGCAAGAUCUUUGGCCAACAGCAUCAAAUUUGGUAUGACGUUCCAUCCAAACACCACAUUGGAGGUUAAACCUCCAGAGGUACUUUCUCAAAUGGCUUCCAACUCAACCGUAUCGGCCUAUUUCAAGACAAACAAACCGGAAGGCUUCCUAUUAUAUUUGGGUAACGAAGUGAAACCGGAUGCAAAGAAGAGUUCACGUGAUGAUUACAUGGCUUUGGAAAUUGAAAAUGGUUAUCCAGUUUUGUCCAUCGACUUGGGUAAUGAUCCAGAGAAGGUGAUCAAUCCAAAAUACGUAGCAGAUGAUAAAUGGUAUCAGGCUAUUAUUGAUCGAAGCGGAAACAAUGUCAAACUAACUAUCCGAGAAGAGCUAGAGAAUGGAACAGAGAUGAUCCAUCCUAAAGAGCAGACUCUUCCGGGGGCUUACAAUGUGUUCAACGUAGAUCAGAACAGUAAACUAUUCGUUGGAGGGUAUCCACCAGAGUACAAUAUGCCCAAUGAUGUUAAAUCAGGUGGAUUCGAUGGACAAAUUCAAGACUUGCAAGUUGGAGGAGAACACGUUGGGCUAUGGAACUUUGUACAAGCACAAAACGUACAAGGAGGAAGAGAGCGAGAUAAGCUGCUGGAUGAGGAUAAGCCAACAACAGGAUUCCGUUUCGGUGGUAAUGGAUAUGUUAUGGUGGAUGCAAAGUCAUAUUCGUUUAAGCACCGUUCACACAUUCAGUUCAGAUUCAAGGCAACUCAAGAUUCGCAAGAUGGCUUGCUAUUCUAUGCUGGUAGAAAUAGACAUUUCAUUUCAAUUGAGAUGAAGGAUGGACGAAUUGUCUUCCAGUUCAAACUUGGUCAACAUGCAGAAAUUGUAACAAUUGGUUCUGGUCACGGUUUCAACGAUGAUGCUUGGCAUACUGUUUCAGCAGAACGGGAUGGAGCUAUUGGAAAACUGACAGUUGAUGGCAAUGUAGUAUAUCAGGAGGCAUCUAACGCGCAGGCUGAUAGAACUGUUGAACCGUUGAAGAUAUCCGAAUCUAUGUUCUUCGGUGGAUAUCCAGGCAAGAUCAAUCACUCAGAGGUGACGACAAAGGGCUUCGAUGGAUGCAUCGACGAUGUGUACAUCUUGGGAACUAAGGUGGAUUUGAGUAUUAAUCAAAAGGCUUUGGAUAUACGUCCAGGAUGUCCAAUGAAAUUCUCAUCACUACUCUCGUUCCCACCGCACCAAUUCGGAUACGUAAGCCAACCGGGAGUUGCAUCAGCCAACGGCCUUCAGGUUAACAUGAAGUUCAAGACACACCAAGCCUAUGGAGUUUUGUUCUACACUGCAAACGAUGAUCAAAGCGCAACAUUCGGAUUGACAUUGGAGGAUGGCGCAUUGGUUCUGAGAAGCUCGAGAAAAGAACUUUCCACUGGAAAUCAUCGCUACAAUGACGGUGAAUGGCAUGCUGUUACAGCAACACAAGAGAACUAUCGAUGGUCGUUGGUAGUUGAUGACAGCGAUCCAUUUGUUUCUGAUGAAGAACCUCGACCAUUGGACAUUGUAAGCGGCGAGAUUUACUUUGGAGGUUUACCAAAGAACUUCGUUACUCCAAAGUAUGCUAUCGCUACUCCAGCAUACUUCUGGGGAUGUAUUCGAGAUGUUACGGUUAAUGGACAGAUAGUAAACUUUGCGAAUCUGAAGGACAAGAAAUCAGCUGUUCUGGAUCAAUGUUCGAAGGACAUCUUUGCUGUCGGCCCGAGCGAAGUUCCUCUAUACUAUCCGGAUGGAGGAAGUGAACCGGUUGUAUUCACAUCGAGAAUUGAUACUGAUGACCGUAAACCAGAAGACAGAGAAAAUGAAAUUGAGCCAGAUACCACGGAGACCUGGGAAGACAAAGAGGAAUUGCCGGAUCUGCAUGAAAUCACUACGAUGACGCCAGCCACGACAACACAGUCUACAACAACUUCAACUACCACAACCAAACGUCCUAGACCACCGCCCGAAAAACCAGAACCCACAUGUAAACUUCCAAUCGUACCCGACCAAGACGUUGACUUUGAUGCUGGUUACCGCUUUGGUACCGGACCAUUCAGUCAUAUUGAGUUCAACGAAAUUCCACAGAAGAUUAAGAAGCAAUACGAGUUCUCACUUUCCUUCAAAACAGAAUUCUCCGAAGGAGUUCUGUUCUAUGCAGCUGAUUCUCGACACACCGAUUUCAUCGCUUUGUAUCUGCGGGAAGGAAAAGUGUUCCAUUCGUUCAACUGUGGUUCCGGAUCGGCUAAUAUCAGCUCAGAGCGAAGAUAUGACGACAAUGAAUGGCACACUGUGCACUUCUCACGCUUCCAUAACAAGGGCAAAUUGGUCGUCGAUAGCGAAGAUGAAGUUCAUGGAGAGUCGGCAGGUAAUACCAGAACUAUGCAAGUUCAGGCUCCAUUCUUUGUUGGAGGUGUCUCUGGUGGCGAACAUUACGAGGAUGUUGCUCUUAAUCUGAAGAUAGACAAAAACAUUUUAGAGCGUGACCAAUUUGUUGGUUGCAUCAUGGAUAUUCAAGCGUUCAACAGACCUCUUGGUACACCUUCCAACAUAACACAAACCAUCCCAUGCUCUUCACAAAUAGAGACUGGAUUGUUCUUCGGCAAGGGAGGUGGUUUCGUGAAACUAAGAGAAAAAUUCAAGGUGGGCACCGAGUUAACCGUCAGCAUGGAUAUCAAACCACGAUCAACGACUGGUUUGCUGAUGUCCGUCCAUGGUAAACGUGCCUUCUUCGUACUGGAGCUGGUCAAUGGAAACAUCAGCUUAACGGUCAACAACGGAGAUGAACCGUUCACUGCUAUGUACAUACCAGAUCCAAGUGAAAAUCUGUGUGACGGCCAGUGGCGUACAAUUACGGCGAUCAAGUCGUUCUACGUUAUUACCAUCAAGGUAAAUGACGUCAGCUCCAACCCGGCGAUUGGAGAUGCCCGAUCUGGAUCGACGGACACCACCAGACCACUGUUCCUCGGAGGACAUCCUCAUCUUCAGAGGAUCCGAGGUCUCACGGCUCGUGAACCCUACCAGGGUUGCAUCCGUAAUGUGGUAAUCCGCAACCAGCAGGAGCAAAUCACACCAAAAAUGUCGGUAGGAAACGUCCAAACCGGUGUUUGCCCUACCAUUUAAUUUUUACUUUAAGAGAAACUAAUAAUCUGAAUUUACACUGCCUCACGAUUAACGCGAUGAAGAAUUGACUUUUUGCAUUCGUAUAACGGACUAAUGAUUUUUGGAUUACGACUACGAUGACAAAACACGAUUUUCCGGUUUACCUAUGAUGACGACUUUUGGCUUCGCUUGCAAGGAACAGACUAAACAAAAACUUUUUUCAUUUAUUCAUUGAAUUCUACUCCACGGACAAAUAGACAAACACAUUCAAACCAACUACAAUUUCAACCCGUCAGUAAAAAUUGUGUAAAAUGAAAUACGAUAAGAGUGCUACGUCUGUUUGUCUGUGCAUUAUGGCAAUUGGCAUUUAUCUAAAAUAGUGCAGCAGUGCAAUAAACGAUCAAUCCCAGUGACUUUUUCAAAUUUGUAGUAGGUGCUGGCCUUUUCAUACCACAUAUAAAACCAUCUCAAGUGCAGGUGAUUAACUUGAAAACUGAACUUAACUGAAAAAUUAACAAAAUAAAAUCUCUGAAAUAACUUUUAGAAAAAAAAAAUACAAAACGACAAGUUUUUAAAUUGUUUUUCAAAUAACUAGCUCUGAUAUUGACAUGUUAUUCCAAGAGAAAUUUUGUGUCUCCAGUUCUAUGAGAUCUUUGAAAUCAAAGUAUGAUAACAAGCUCAGCCUUCAAGAAUUGAAUUUGUCAUAAUUUAUUCAUUUAUUCCUACCCAAUAUCCCUCGUAUGGUAGACACUACUCAAAAAUAUGGCCAGUAAUUUUCAAAUUCAGUACCGUAAUUUCGGGUGAAAUUGAUCAUUUUUCAGGGUUUUUCUUGUCUGAUUUCUAUAAUGUUGGCAAUGCCAAACAACUGAAUGCGGAAAAACAAGUACGAAGGUGAGCCUCAUUGGCUCUAGUACCGAAAUUUUCUACCAAAAGUAAUUUUAGUGCUAAAAAAUAUCUCUAAAAUAAAAAAUCGGGUGAUGUCAUUUCGGGGUGAAAUUGAUCACUUAUCAAUGCGAUAAUUGUUAGUUUUCAAAACAACUCUACAUAAUAAAUUUGAGCUCCCGGAAUCCGAAUAUGCUUGCUAAAUUCUUAACAAUACAAUAUUUAUCGAAAUAAUUAAUAAUUAAAUUUCAAGAAUUCCACAGAAAACGCCUAAAUGUAUGCAAUUUCCUAAGGAAUUUCCUGAUAUCUAACAGAAAUUCAAUUAUUUCAAUCAAAUGGGCGAAUUGGUACGAGUUUUGGUUAUGAAAUCUGGUUUGGGGAUAUAUCUUAAUUAUCCUCACAAACUUUCAGGAUUAUACCAUGUUCAAAUCCUUGUCUAGAACUAGAAGUUUAGAGAUGUUAGUCAACACUGCACCAAACAUGAUUUUGGAAUUUUUCAUUAUUUUCAUAGAAAUACACAUUCUUUAACGCAAAAAACUACGCAACACACAAUUUGACAAUACUUACGUCAAACAAGGUUCAUUUACUGCAGGUUACAUUGAUAUUUGUGCUCCAUUAGGAAGAAAUAAAAUCGAGUGACACGGUGAUCAAUUUCACCCUACUGAUCAAUUUCACCCGAAUUUACGGUACGUAAUGGAUAAAAUUCCCAAACUGUUGUAGAAAUAGUAAGACAAUAUUGAAAUAUUGAGAUGACAUAAAGUAUGCGCUACUCAUAAUUGCAUGUAUGUAACAUUUGCUUGUUUGUCGAAAAAGUAAUUUCCACGAUGAUACCUAAUCAACAAAUAUCAGACUUCCAAAGAAUCAAUGUUUACUGAAAUAAAAAAAGGUAAUUUUUCACAUUAUUCAUUCAAAUCAAACACGUGGACCCCAAACAGAAUGUUUAUAAAAAUGUUACAAACUUGCGGUUAUGUGCAGUACGGUGACAGCCUCAAGUGCCUUGAAUAUUAGUCACCAGGACAUUAAUAUAUCUUUCUCUAUGUGUGCCAUGUUACAAACUGUAUCUUAUCUUUCUAACUUCCAAUAAACUAUUUUUCACCCGCAA